AGUUCUUUCAGGGAAGCUAUUGUGGUGAAGGUGCAAGAUCAUACCUCAUGUCUGUAAAGGCAGAAAAGUGCAAGGCAACAACUUGAAGUUGAAAAGUGAGCAAGAUCAUGUGACGUCACAUUGUAGACUGCGUCUCAUCAACAUACCACACAGUCAGAUUUGACCCCUUAUCCUGUGACGUUUUCGCUACAAGUCCCUGAUCAUCAUAUUUCAUUCCUAUCCCUAAUUGCUGUCAGGAUUCAGGAUCUUACCCCUCACCUUUCAGAGGUCCUGCUGAACAAUGAACAGUACAAUAGAAGACUCCACAAUACAGAUGCUCAACAACACUGUGAUGCAUUACACCUUGCCAAUGAUCUAUCUGGGCAUUUUUCUUAUCAGCACUCCCCUGAACGCCAUCGCCCUUUGGCUCCUCUGCUGCCGCAUGUGGCCCAAGACUCCCACCAUGAUCUUUUCCAUCAAUCUGGCCAUCACCGAUCUCCUGUACAGCUUGACAUUGCCCUUUCAGAUCAUCUACCAUUGGAACCGGAACAACUGGCAGGCCGGGGCCCCACUCUGCCGGCUGGUGACUGUUCUCUUCUACGGCAACUCGCACUGCUCCAUCCUGACGGUCAUGUGGAUAAGUGUGGAGCGUUACCUCGGCAUUGUGCACCCCUUGCACACCUCUCACCUUCGCUCGGUUAAAACUGCCAUCCUGCUCUGCUUAUUGAGCUGGCUGUUUGUCCUCAUGGUCCACUUGCCCUUGAUGUACAACGAGCUGACCUAUGAUGUGCCAGAUCUGAAAAUCAUCACCUGCUUCGAUAUUAUUCCCCGCGAUAUGUUUCCCGCUGUUUAUUAUUUUUACCUGUACUACUCGGCACAGAUAUUUCUAUUUUUCCUUGUUCCCUUUGUUGUCAUGAUGUUGUGCUAUUCCAGGAUUAUAAGGACCCUGCUGAAGGCACCGGUGGCUCAGAUUAGGGAGUCGAGGAAGCAGAUAGUCUAUCUGACAAUCGUGGUGAUGCUUGCUUUCGCCAUCUGCUACCUCCCCACUCAGAUAAUUAUGAUCGUGCAUUUUGUCCGCUCUCACCUGAAGAGACCCAUCUACAUCCUGUAUAAGUUCUCCCUGACUCUGAACAGCUUAAAUGGCUGCUUCGAUCCCUUGUUGUACUACUUUGCCUCGAAGGAGUUUAGAAGGAAGGUCCAGAAGAUUCUGCCUUGCAUUCCCGUGGACGAUAGUGACAGGACGUCGAGUAACAUCGCUCUACCUCUAGCUGCUCAGGGUAGUCAGUAAAUGGAUGCUCCUCAGGACUUCAGGUUGAGCCAGCAAAGACUCACUCUUCUUCGACCAGAAGCAUAUGCGCCCCUCAGACAGUCGACAGGAGGCCGGAGGGAGAGCGACUACUAUCAGUUGAGCUACACUAAAAGGGCAGUGCUUGAAUACACGGCAUCAUGAAAUGUAAAUGGAACCAGACAGAAUGUGUGUCUUGUGAUGUGGAAACAUAGGCAGAUGUUCCUCAGGCAAAUAUCAAGAAGUGUUAUCCAUCCAGCUUUGCUCUUCUUACCAGUGGAAGGAUAUAUUUGGCAGAUGUAGAGAGAGAGACAGAGACAGAGAGAGCAGGAAAGGUUCACUAGACUAAUCUUUGCAUGCUGGGAUUAUCUCUUGUUGUAGGAAUGAGGAGACUAGACCUGUAUUCUCUAGAGUUUAGAAAAUGAGAGGUGAUUUCAUUGAAGUGCAGGAAAUCAUUUGAAGGCUUGACAGCAGAUGCAAAGCCUAGAAUCAAGAGACACAUUCUGGGAAUGAGAGAUUAGACAGUUAGCACUGAAAGGAGGAGGAGUUUAUUCAAAGGCUGGUGAAGAAUAGAAAUUCUCUAAUCCUCCAGAGGGUCUUGGAGGCUCAGACAUCAAGUGCAUUCAAGAAAGAGAUCGAUAGCCUCCGAGAUGUUAAAGAUAUCAGGGGAUGGGGGUAAUGCAGUAAAAUGGC
This is a messenger RNA of Hemiscyllium ocellatum (epaulette shark), 1957 nucleotides long. Its product is annotated as P2Y purinoceptor 8-like. Gene Ontology annotation, molecular function: G protein-coupled receptor activity. NCBI's taxonomy places the organism in Eukaryota, Metazoa, Chordata, Chondrichthyes, Orectolobiformes, Hemiscylliidae. The record is from RefSeq and is a predicted model, not a curated record. Gene Ontology annotation, biological process: phospholipase C-activating G protein-coupled receptor signaling pathway; positive regulation of Rho protein signal transduction. The transcript has 3 exons. Bases 281 to 1267 code for a protein of 328 amino acids. Gene Ontology annotation, cellular component: membrane.